UCUGACUGUGUUAUUCUACAGUGACAGCAGUGUCACACGUAGAGGAUUUCACGCAAACUGGGUCUUUGUAGAGUCUCCCUCAGAUGACCCCUGCUACAGCUACACUGUACUGGACGAACCUUGGAGAGCCACUGACUAUCAGAAUGACUCUGUCUUAAUGUGUGACCGGGAUGUGAAUUGGUUUGGCUGGUAUCGUCUCUUCAUUCAUGGCCAGAGUGCCCAGAUGCCAAACACAUGUAUUGACGAGUACAAAUGUGGCACUCAUGCCCCACUGUGGUUAAAUGGUGAACACCCAAAAGUCGAGGAUGGAGUGGUCACCCGAGGUGUCUGUGGUCACUGGAACAAUAACUGCUGCUAUUACAAUUCUACUCCCAUUAGAGUGAAAGCCUGUCCAGGCGAUUAUUAUGUCUAUGAAUUUGUCAGGCCAUUUAUGUGUGCUGUGGCUUACUGUGCAGAUGUUGGGAACAUCAACACUAUCUAUACAACUAUCACACCAGAGACCAAUUCAUCUGAACCAUGUGGUGGCAAUAUGACAGAUUGGAGGGGUGUAUUACUCAGUCCCCGGUACCCUAAUAACUACCCUAAUAACGCACAAUGCACCUGGACCAUUCACAGCACAGGGAACACAACUGUGUCACUGAUCUUCACUGACGUUGAUUUGGAAACAUGCUGUGAUUACAUCAAAGUAUAUGAUGGUCCUUCUACCCUCCAUCCAUUUCUGGGAGAAAUACAGGAGUACAGGAACCAGUCUUUCAAAUCCAGCAGCAAUGAUCUGACUGUGUUAUUCUACAGUGAUCACAGUGUCACACGUAGAGGAUUUCACGCAAACUGGGUCUUUAUAGAAUCAUGUGGUGGCUAUAUGACAGACUGGAUGGGUGAUUUGUCCAGUCCCUGGUACCCUAAUAACUACCCUGAUAACUCAUAUUGCACAUGGACCAUUCAUAGCACAGGGAACAUGACAGUGUCACUGACCUUCACCGAUGUUGUGUAAGGCACUAUUAGAAUUUUCUAAUUUUGUAACUGAGA
This is a messenger RNA of Carassius auratus (goldfish), 1026 nucleotides long. RefSeq names its product deleted in malignant brain tumors 1 protein-like. The transcript is spliced from 6 exons. NCBI's taxonomy places the organism in Eukaryota, Metazoa, Chordata, Actinopteri, Cypriniformes, Cyprinidae. The record is from RefSeq and is a predicted model, not a curated record. The coding region runs from base 158 to 991 and encodes 277 amino acids.